This is a messenger RNA of Uncinocarpus reesii 1704, 630 nucleotides long. RefSeq lists its product as uncharacterized. The transcript has 3 exons. The record is from RefSeq and is a predicted model, not a curated record. Lineage: Eukaryota; Fungi; Ascomycota; Eurotiomycetes; Onygenales; Onygenaceae. Bases 1 to 630 code for a protein of 209 amino acids.
AUGGUUAUCAAAUCCACUGCAUUCCUGGCAGCUUGCCUCUUUGGCAGCUUGACUGCGGCCGCACCGCAAAAGCGCGCUGAUGCGACACCCACCGUGAGCCUGUGGCUUCCACAAUUCGAUAUCGCGGAGAACGAUCUCACUUUCGGGGCCUCGGUGGUUGCUGCCAAACCCACCAUUACAUCCUACGCUCUUUGCCCCAUCGGCUUCAACGAAAGAAUCUGUAGAGAGUCUGCGGGUAUCACUGUUGCCCAGGGCCCCACAUCGGAACGAACCAAGUCAAAUGCAAACUCUUCGGCACCACCCGCGCCGAGUGUGAAGGCACCGCAUCGGCUAGCUACAAAAGGCUCUGCGACGUCAAUCGUCACCAACGGCGUCAUUUCUGAUCCCGACUUGAUGGUCUUCUAUCCCGUUCCAGUUACAGCUGGCGCCGAGAAGCUUCAGAACCUCCCUGCCGCCACGACCACUCCCACCGGCACCGGACUUGACUCUGUUCCCACCGGCACCGACGCUCCAACCGGCACUGGCGCCAGCGCCCCAGUGAGCACUGGUGGAAUGCCCAAGCUCUCAGGAUCUACCGGGUGGCUUGUAGGUGGCGCUGCUGUGGCGAUUGCUGCCAUCGCGGCUUUGUAA